AUCCCGGCCUGGGAGGAACCGGAGUCGGAGAGGAUGGCCGGGGCCAGUGGCCAGCACCACCCUCCGGGCGCCGGUGCCGCGGUCACCUCCGCCGCUGCCUCGGUGGGGCCGGGAGACGAUUCGUCGGAUAGCGAAGCGGAGCAGGAGGGACCACAGAAACUGAUUCGUAAAGUAUCCACCUCAGGCCAGAUCCGGACCAAGACCAGUAUUAAAGAGGGACAGCUAUUGAAGCAAACCAGCUCUUUCCAAAGGUGGAAAAAGCGAUACUUCAAACUUCGAGGCCGUACCCUUUAUUAUGCAAAGGAUUCAAAGUCUCUGAUAUUUGAUGAAGUUGACCUCUCAGAUGCCAGUGUAGCUGAAGCAAGCACAAAAAAUGCUAACAACAGCUUCACGAUAAUCACUCCAUUCAGAAGGCUAAUGCUGUGUGCUGACAACAGGAAGGAGAUGGAGGAUUGGAUCAGCUGCCUGAAGUCUGUACAGACCAGAGAAACUUAUGAGGUGGCCCAGUUUAACGUGGAACAUUUCUCAGGGAUGCAUAACUGGUACGCCUGCUCCCAUGCCAGACCCACCUUCUGUAACGUGUGCAGAGAAAGUCUCUCUGGAGUCACCUCCCAUGGCCUCUCCUGUGAAGUGUGUAAAUUCAAAGCUCACAAAAGGUGUGCAGUGAGAGCAACAAAUAACUGCAAAUGGACGACUCUGGCCUCCAUUGGGAAGGACAUCAUAGAGGACGAAGAUGGCGUAGCCAUGCCUCACCAGUGGCUCGAGGGCAACUUGCCUGUGAGCGCCAAAUGCGUUGUCUGUGACAAAACCUGCGGUAGUGUUCUCCGGCUGCAAGACUGGAAAUGCCUUUGGUGCAAAGCAAUGGUACACACUGCCUGCAAAGAUUCAUACCAUCCUGUAUGUCCACUUGGCCAAUGUAAAGUAUCUAUCAUACCUCCCACUGCACUAAACAGCACUGAUUCUGAUGGUUUCUGUAGAGCAACUUUUUCCUUCUGUGUUAGCCCUCUGCUGGUUUUUGUCAAUUCCAAGAGCGGAGAUAAUCAGGGAGUAAAGUUCCUUCGUCGAUUUAAACAGUUGCUAAAUCCGGCUCAGGUGUUCGAUUUAAUGAAUGGAGGUCCUCAUUUAGGUUUAAGAUUAUUUCAGAAGUUUGACAAUUUCCGGAUUCUUGUUUGUGGAGGAGAUGGAAGUGUAGGUUGGGUUUUGUCAGAAAUUGAUAAGCUCAACUUGAUCAAACAGUGUAAGGUAGGAGUAUUGCCUUUGGGUACAGGAAAUGAUCUCGCUCGGGUCCUUGGCUGGGGAGGUUCCUGUGAUGACGACACCCAACUUCCUCAGAUCCUGGAGAAGCUGGAACGAGCCAGUACCAAAAUGUUGGACAGGUGGAGUAUAAUGACAUAUGAACUCAAAUUGCCACCAAAAGCUCCUCUACUUCCAGGACCUCCAGGACAAUCUGCAGGAUUUUAUAUGACAAUUUAUGAAGACUCGGUUGCAACUCAUCUAAAAACAAUCCUCGAUACUGAUGAGCAAGCAGUGGUCGUAUCAGCUGCAAACAUACUGUGUGAAACUGUAAAGGACUUCGUUGCCAAAGUAGAGAAGGAAUAUGGAAAAACGUUGGAAAAUUCCGUUGAUGCGGAUGCCAUGGCCAGUAAAUGUUCAGUCCUAAAUGAGAAGCUUGAACAACUGCUCCAGGCUUUGCACACGGAGGCCCAGGAGCUUCCAUUACCUCCAGGCGUGCGCCCUGUCAUUGUGGAAGAAGAUCCUGUGGAAUCUUCAAGUGAAGAAUCCUUGUGUGAGAGCAAGGAACAACUCACAGAUGACGUUACAUCCUCACAGAAGACCAUCAAACCGACGGAAAUCGUGUUGCGGGCAAACAGUUUAAAGAAAGCAGUGAGGCAAGUCAUUGAACAAGCCAAAAAAGCUACGGACGAACAGAUAGUUCACCCCUGUGAACCCGUUAAUCAGUCACCUGAAUAUAAUAGCACCGAAAUAGCUGACCCUAAAGAAGAAUCUAAAGAUGAUGAUGCAAAAGAGUCAUUACCUGUUAAAACUGCUCCUCGGUCUCCAGAUUGUCGGACAAGUCAUAGCCAUUUCCAAACUGAGUCCUCCAGCUCAGCUCCCACUAUGGCAUCCUGCAAAGAAAGCCUCCCUGUGCUCAAUACCAGAAUCAUUUGCCCAGGCUUAAGAGCAGGACUAGCUGCCUCGAUUGCUGGGAGUUCUAUUAUCAACAAAAUGUUACUAGCAAAUAUUGAUCCUUUUGGUGCAACGCCAUUUAUUGACCCAGAUCCAGAUUCAUUAGAUGGAUAUACAGAAAAAUGUGUCAUGAACAAUUACUUUGGGAUUGGAUUAGAUGCCAAAAUUUCAUUAGAAUUUAAUAAUAAGCGAGAAGAGCACCCUGAAAAAUGCAGAAGCCGGACUAAAAACUUCAUGUGGUAUGGGGUCCUGGGAACCAGGGAGUUACUACAGAGAUCCUACAAGAAUUUAGAACAAAGGGUUCAACUUGAGUGUGAUGGACAGUAUAUUCCUCUCCCCAGUCUGCAAGGCAUAGCAGUGUUGAACAUUCCCAGCUAUGCUGGUGGCACUAAUUUCUGGGGUGGAACUAAAGAGGAUGAUAUGUUUACUGCACCAUCAUUUGAUGACAAGAUACUGGAAGUCGUUGCAAUCUUUGAUAGCGUGCAAAUGGCAGUUUCAAGGGUCAUUAAACUACAGCAUCAUCGAAUAGCCCAGUGCCGUGCAGUGAAAAUCACUAUAUUUGGUGAUGAGGGACUUCCAGUUCAGGUGGACGGUGAAGCGUGGGUCCAGCCUCCAGGGAUUAUCAAAAUUGUGCACAAGAACCGAGCUCAGAUGCUAACAAGAGAUAGAGCUUUCGAAAACACUCUAAAAUCUUGGGAGGAUAAGCAGAAGUAUGACUCUGGUAAACCAGUGAUCCGGACCCAUUUGUACAUUCAUCACGCUGUCGACUUGGCAACAGAAGAGGUGUCGCAGAUGCAGCUGUGCUCCCAGGCCGCAGAAGAGCUCAUUACUAGGAUUUGUGACGCAGCCACUAUUCACUGUCUUUUGGAGCAAGAACUGGCGCAUGCCGUGAAUGCGUGCUCCCAUGCGCUGAAUAAAGCCAACCCCAAGUACCCAGAGAGUCUUACGAGAGACAUUGCCACUGAAAUAGCCAUGAAUGUGAAGACACUGUAUAAUGAAACGGAAUCUUUACUAGUUGGCAGGGUCCCUUUGCAGUUGGAGUCUCCACAUGAAGAGCGAGUGUCCGAUGCCUUACACUCCGUGGAGGUAGAACUACAAAAAUUAACAGAGAUUCCUUGGCUUUAUUACAUCUUCCAUCAAAAUGAAGAUGAGGAGCCUCCUAUGGAUUGCACCAAAAGAAACAACAGGAGCACAGUAUUCCGUAUAGUGCCGAAGUUUAAAAAGGAAAAGGUUCCAAAGCAGAAGACAAGUUCACAACAUGUUCAGAAAUGGGGCACAGAGGAAGUUGCUGCUUGGCUGGAUCUGCUCCACUUGGGAGAGUACAAAGAAACCUUCAUCCGCCAUGACAUCAGAGGGGCUGAACUUUUGCAUCUGGAAAGGCGAGACCUUAAGGACCUAGGGAUACCGAAAGUGGGUCAUGUGAAGCGUAUUCUCCAGGGAAUUAAAGAGCUUGGAAGGAGCACUUCCCCGUCUGAAGUGUAAUCGUAUCGGUGCUAUUCCCUGGAAGAAAAGUAAUUGCUACUUAAUACAAAGUGCUUGGAAGUAAUUUGCUGUUCUUGGCAGUUUUCUGCAUAGACAAGGAAGUAUCACUGAAGCACCUCUAUGGCUUGAUGUUUCACUGUGGGUGAAAAUUUUGAUUUGAAGGGUUAGAAAAUAUUUUUUGUGCAAAAAAAGAAACAUACAUUCCAUGAAGCCAUUGUCUUAUUAUGCAAACCUGACUUGUUCAGAUAUGCUCAUUUUAGUUAAAAGAUAGGAGGAAUCUGAGACAACUGCAUUGUCUAAAAGGAUAAAUGACAAUUAUCAAAAUGUCUACUUUCUUACACCUGGUCCGAUGGAAUGUUUUUAUUAUGUAGCCACAUAACAAUACGUGGCUGGAACUUCUUUGGUUUCAUUGCUGGAGGCAUUGGCUUCUUCCGUAACAUCAAUGGUUAGGAAACUAAGAUACAUCCAGUUGUUUUGAAGGUCAGAUUGGUAUCAUCUUGGAUUCCUAGCACUCAGUGAUCGAAGACUAUGGUUAAAACCCCUCAAAUGCUAUGAAUGGAUGCAAAUCUCAAUGCACAAUAUUCCUGCCUGAAUUGUCUUCCUUUUUCUUGCAUGUCGCAUCUAAUAUUGUAAGACUUCAGCAGUUUUAAUGUCAGUUUUAUUAGAAUUUAAUUUAUUACUACCCAAGUACCAUUUUCUUGGCUAUGGGCACUUUUCUUUAAUGUGGAAUUUUGCAUAAGUAUUCUAUAUCAGAGAACUGGUGAAUAUGGGUCUGUGCCAUAAUCAACAAAUGAUUUGCAUCCUAUGUAAGCCAAUUGUGUUGCAACAAAUCAUAAACAAUAGGUGUGCAAAUUAAGAAAAUUCUCUGGGUAUUUUCAUAAAACUCCAUGCCCCAUUGCCUAACAAAACUUACUAUAGCUUUCCAAACCCAAAUUCCCACAUUUUGUUCUUACACUUAAUUUCACUGCAGUGAUUAUUUCAUACUCUGUUUGUGUUUAUAAUAUCGUAGUCUGCUGACAUCCAGGACUUCCCCAAGGUCUGAGAUUGGGCAUACUGAGUGGUCACCCACUAGCUAAAGUGACCUCUGACACAGAAUUCCCGACAGAAGAGAUUUAAGGGCUUUGCAUUAUUAUCAUCAUCUCACUUAAAUCUUAUACCUUAUGAGGUAGAUAUUAUUUUCUUUUUAUAAACCACUAUUCUGUAGGCACUUUCUGUUUUUUAAUGUUGGAGCUUGCAUAAAUGUUCUGUAUCGAAGAAUUUUUGCACAUAUGUCUGUGCCAUAGUUUUGUUCAUUAGGAGUCAAGUACAAUGAUCAAAUCAUUGAAAGCCAAGAGUGUACAUAUCAAAAAGUUACAAAAAAAUCCUUAAAUAAGCUUUGUUUAGACAUUCUAUGCCAAAAUAGUUACAAUGCUUUAAAUUAUCCUACAUAAUAGAAAUAGGGUACUGACCCAGUGGUGACAGUUUUCAUACAGUAGCCUCCUAGGUGCUCAAUAGAUACACAUAUAAGUGUAUAUGUAUACAUACACACAUAUAUACAUACACAUAUAGAUUUAUGUGUAUAUAUAUGCUUACAUGCAUAUAAUCUUGAGAUAUGCUUGCAUUCGUCUUUUCUAAACAAUUAUUUGCCAAAUAUUUAAAGAGAUAUUGAUAUUUUAAAUGGCAUGUAAUUUAUUUGACGCUUUAUUCUUAUUCAUGACUUGGGCAUUUGACUAACCAGUAGAAAAUCACAAAAUUUGGAUCUCUCUUAAAAAAAAAAAAAAAGAACUGAUGGGUCCCUGACCAAAUAUGUCUGACCGUAUCUCACUCGUCUGAGUUGUGAAUAAAUGGAAAUGUUCCAAAGGGAAUUAUAUCAAGUAGUUUAAAGGAGGAAUAAACUAUUUACUAAUUUUAAUUUUACCCACACCCAUGAAUUCAAGGCUCCUUUUCUAGCUGCUUUUAUUUGGUCCCCACCCUGUAUUUCUGAAGCUGCUUUUCUGAACAUUUUCCUGUUAAAGCAAAGUAGGAGGUGCCAGAUUCUCAGACGGGAGGGGAAAGGAAGAGAACUGAACUUUUCUGAUACCACAGAUCCCUGUCUGGCUCUACCAAAAGUGGAAAGGUGGGUGGGGCAAAGAGCGGAGAGAUGCUAGAAAAAAAAUAAUCUGAAAUUAUUACUGAUUUCCUCUACUCAAAAGUACUCAUUUGCCCAUAGAAAAGAUUCUCAAACUAUUAUACGUUCAGGAUUUAAGAGGAAAAUGUGAAUGACUGAAAUUUUUUGUUCGAUGUUGAUCUUUCCGCUCUUAUGUAACAUCUUUUAUAUAUCCUAUAAAACCAUCAUUAACCAAAGCCUAGUGACUUGAAUCCUUAAUUAGCUAGAAAUUUCCUGCAAGUGACUUUUGAAUGAGGAAGAUCUUUUAUGAUGAAAAUGUUGACGUAUCUUUUGUUAAGUGAGAACAGUUUGUCCUGGAAGCGCUGUCCAGGUAUGGCUGCGUCGGAGCCAGACCACUUCACUCACACCUGAGUGCCAGGAUGGUGGCCUCAGAGCCCCCUGAGGCCCCUGUCAGCAUCACUGAGGAACCAACUUCUUAUACUAGGUAAAGAAAACAAAAACACCAAACCAGUUGCCACUGAGUUGAUUCUGACUCAUGGUAACCACAUGUGUGUCAGAAAUAGAGCUAUGCUCCAUAGGGUUUUCAAUAGCUGAUUUUUUGAAAGUAGAUAACCAGACCUUUCUUCCAAGGUGCCUCUGGGUGGACUCAAAUUGCCAGUCUUUCAGUUAGCAGCUGAGCAUGUUAACUGUUUGUACCACCCAGGUAUCCUGUCUUAUAGUAGAUGAGGACUGCAAAAAAAUCUAUGGGAUAGGGGAGAAAGAGCUUCUCCAAGGGAUCUGAGCACAAUUCUGGGGCAUGCAGUGGAGGCCUUUCUUCUUUGAUCUCUGUGUAAGCUGGGUUGAGAAGGCCAGCCUGCACCUGAUUGACAGCUAAUCCACCCCCUCUCCUCCCCACAGGGCCUUCCCAUACCUGGAUGAUUGGGGAGGGGGUGAGCAGAAUCACAGCCAAUGCCCACUGCCUUUCAUGUCUCAUUUUCAAAGUAAGAAGUUACUUUUCAAGAAGGAGAGGGACAGGGUCAGCCCUAAGUAAAACUUCGGAGUACACGAUGUUUCUCUUCCAUAUCCUUCCACCUCCCGUUGUGAGUUUCUUCCUACUUCCUGGCUUUCUGUUUGCCCACAUGCCCAGUACAGUGAUGGCUGCUCAAAUUCUCAUUGCCAUCAGUUGUCCCACUACAAAAUUACCCCUUUCAUCUCUGUCACUGCAAGCAUACAUUAUGGCUCAUUUAGCUAAGUGUUGGGAAGAAAACAAUUUAAAGAAUCUAAUUUUGCAGUUUGCAUUUUAUAAAACAAUACUUGCUAAUCUAAAUGAAUUGAUGGCUUAGAUAAUUUGGGGACUGUAGUAUAUAUUGCUGUAGCUGAGAAGAGGUGACCUGUGAAUGUCUGGAUCUGUGCUGUUUGAUGGUAGCCACUAGCCACACGUGGCUAUUUUUUAAAAUUUAAUCUAACUAGAAAUUCACUUUCUUCAUUGCUCUAGCCACCCUUCGGGUGCUCAGUAACCAUAGUGGACAGUACAGAUCUAGAACAUUCCUUCAUUUAAAAAUUCUACUGUACUCUUAGAUCCUUGCUACUCAACAUGUGGUCCAUGGACCAGCAGCAGUCAGCUUCACCUGGGAGCUUAUAGAAAUGCAGACACUCCGGUCCACUCCAGGCCUACUGAAUCAGAAUCUUCUCUUAGCAAGAUUCCUCAGGUGAUUAGCGCUGGCCUGGAUCCAUUUUGUCACUCCUGGAAAUCAGAGAUUGGAGGUCUUCAGAAGGUCCUCAGGAUAACUUGCUGUCCAUCCCACUGUUUCCUAUCCAUUUCCCAAUUAACCCUGGAAAUGAGCUGUUACUCAUUCUUCACUAGCUGAGUCUUGUUCUCAAUCCUUAUCCCUAACUCUGUUCUAGACGAACCCUGCCUACUCAGUGGUUAUGUUUUUAUGGUUGAGACAGAACACAGGACAUGGGCAGACCAGGUGAGCUGGCCACUCUUCACCCCUCACGCCACCUUUAAGCCACUUACCCCACGUGUGCUCACCUUGUUGCUCAGGUGGUAUGUUCAUUUGUUCUCAGAUGUUCUCACAGGGAGCAUUCGAGAAGGAUAUGUACUGAGACUGACCAGGUCAGUCUCCUACAACUUGUACAUUUUCAUUUUCUCCUUAUCAGUAGAUUGUCCUGUUGAUCUGGCUCAGGCUUGAGAACACAUGGCAGCACGUACAUAUUAAAUGAAUCAUUAGGCAUGAAA
Messenger RNA from Trichechus manatus latirostris (Florida manatee), 7976 nucleotides. RefSeq names its product diacylglycerol kinase eta (gene DGKH). Gene Ontology annotation, biological process: lipid phosphorylation; diacylglycerol metabolic process; intracellular signal transduction. Gene Ontology annotation, molecular function: protein binding; ATP-dependent diacylglycerol kinase activity. Lineage: Eukaryota; Metazoa; Chordata; Mammalia; Sirenia; Trichechidae. The transcript is spliced from 31 exons. The record is from RefSeq and is a predicted model, not a curated record. Bases 34 to 3669 code for a protein of 1211 amino acids.